AUGCAGAUAUUCGUCCUUCUAUUUCGUUUUUUCGACACAAGGGGAUCCCCGAAACACCCACCCGGAACUAAUCACUUUAACCCAUAUUCUACCAUAUUCAAACCUCGUGAACGUAUAGGGGUCGUCGCUAGUGACACUGGCUUACUUGCUAUGGUCUUCUUAUUGUGCUUGUGGUCACGGAAUGUCAAAUUCAGACAGUUUUCGAAACUUUACCUUUUCCCGUGGCUGCUCACUAACCACUGGAUCGUUAUGCUCACCUAUCUACAUCACACUGAUCCAACAGUUCCUUACUACCGUCGGGGUGCAUGGACGUUUUUACGUGGUACUCUUGCAUCACAAAAAACCGGGGAAUAG
This is a messenger RNA of Marasmius oreades (fairy-ring Marasmius), 354 nucleotides long. RefSeq lists its product as uncharacterized. The transcript is spliced from 3 exons. NCBI's taxonomy places the organism in Eukaryota, Fungi, Basidiomycota, Agaricomycetes, Agaricales, Marasmiaceae. The record is from RefSeq and is a predicted model, not a curated record. The coding region runs from base 1 to 354 and encodes 117 amino acids. Gene Ontology annotation, molecular function: oxidoreductase activity.